CUCUAAUAGAUUAUAAUCCUCCGUGUUAGAGAAAAUGCGGUCGUGGCAGAUGCAAUUACAGGAUCAUCAUGAACUUUACUGCACCCUCGUUCGCAAAAGAAAGUCCUCAACAACGUGGGAGGUGCUGAGGCCGAGACAGGUGACAAAGAGCUGGGUGGAUGUCGUUUGGUUCAAAGGAGCAAUCCCCAAGCUAAGCUUCAACAUGUGGGUUGCGAACUAUGAUAGGCUGUCAACACACUCCAUGCUUGCAGCAUGGGGACUACAUAUCUCCGCAAACUGCCCCUUCUGCUCCAACUACGAGGAAACUAGAGACCACCUCCUCCUCUCAUGUGAGUACAGCCAAGCCAUCUGGAGGGAGAUCUUCAUCAGGUGUUAACUGCCUGCAUCGCCUUUCGCAAAUUGGUCUGAGCUUCUUUCUUGGAUCAGAGUUGCCCGAUCUUCAAAGCUAAAUCUACUAAGGAAGCUUGCAACACAAUCAGUGAUCUACCAACUGUGGAAGCAGAGAAACAAUCUGGUUCACAAUCAAACAUCAAUACUGGCUGCAACUGUGUUCCACGGCAUCGACAGAGAGCUGAGGAACAUCAUCUCAGCAAGGAGACACAUGAAGAGAUUUGACUCCCUCAUGGUUAUGUGGCUAAGAUAGUUGAUCUUUGUAGGAAAAUUA
Brassica oleracea var. oleracea is the source of this 664-nucleotide messenger RNA. RefSeq lists its product as uncharacterized. NCBI's taxonomy places the organism in Eukaryota, Viridiplantae, Streptophyta, Magnoliopsida, Brassicales, Brassicaceae. The transcript is spliced from 2 exons. The record is from RefSeq and is a predicted model, not a curated record. The coding region runs from base 35 to 376 and encodes 113 amino acids.